Anguilla rostrata (American eel) is the source of this 1900-nucleotide messenger RNA. RefSeq names its product E3 ubiquitin-protein ligase SIAH2-like. The transcript has 2 exons. Gene Ontology annotation, cellular component: cytoplasm. The record is from RefSeq and is a predicted model, not a curated record. Gene Ontology annotation, biological process: proteasome-mediated ubiquitin-dependent protein catabolic process; multicellular organism development. Bases 380 to 1291 code for a protein of 303 amino acids. Gene Ontology annotation, molecular function: ubiquitin conjugating enzyme binding; zinc ion binding; ubiquitin protein ligase activity. Lineage: Eukaryota; Metazoa; Chordata; Actinopteri; Anguilliformes; Anguillidae.
CAUCACGUACCAACGUUUUCGCUGCGUCCUACAAUUUAGUAGGCUACGUCGUGUUCGCGUGUAAUGUUCGAGAAUAGUGCGUUUGAGAAGAAAGGCGGUGGAUUUUUUUGGAGGAUUGUUUGAUUUCAUUCUCUCCUUUUUUACACAUCUUCCCAAAACAGUGUAUCUUGUUUCAACAAAAAAGAGGUCUGUGUUUUUAAACCGAAACACCGAGUGAUCAAACUUGUGGAGCAGUGACAGCACGACUGCUUACUUUAUAAAUAUGUGGACAUCAGCAAGAGUCUAAUCGCUUGGAUUUGGGAGAACUGUCGUUGUCUGGAAUUUCGCUCUUGCGAGACGAUUUAGAAACUCAUUCGCAAGUUUAGAUGGUUUACCAGCGAUGAGCCGUCCGUCCUCUACCGGACCCAGUGCGAGUAAGAUCUGCAUCAAACAGCAGCACGCCCCUUCAGCGACGGCUCAAGCAUCUGUCUCCGUGCGACCAAACGCCAGCCUCGCCACUGUCCUACCUGGAGCUGUGUCUCCACAGCACCACGAGCUCACCUCUCUGUUCGAGUGCCCGGUGUGUUUUGACUAUGUCCUUCCCCCGAUCCUGCAGUGCCAGGCUGGGCACCUGGUCUGCAAUCAAUGCAGGCAGAAACUGACCUGCUGCCCGACUUGCAGGGGAUCGCUCGCCCCUAGCAUCCGUAACCUGGCUAUGGAGAAGGUGGCAUCCGCCGUCCUCUUCCCCUGCAAGUACUCCUCCACGGGCUGCAUCCUCGCCCUGCACCACAGCGAGAAGCCGGAGCACGAGGAGCACUGCGAGUUUCGGCCCUACUCCUGCCCCUGCCCCGGGGCGUCCUGCAAGUGGCAGGGCUCGCUGGAGGCCGUCAUGCCCCACCUGGUGCACCAGCACAAGUCCAUCACCACGCUGCAGGGCGAGGACAUCGUCUUCCUGGCCACGGACAUCGACCUGCCGGGGGCGGUGGACUGGGUGAUGAUGCAGUCCUGCUUCGGCUUCCACUUCAUGCUGGUGCUGGAGAAGCAGGAGAAGUACGAGGGCCACCAGCAGUUCUUCGCCAUCGUGCUGCUCAUCGGCACGCGCAAGCAGGCCCAGAACUUCGCCUACCGCCUGGAGCUCAACGGCCACCGGCGGCGGCUCACCUGGGAGGCCACGCCCCGCUCCAUCCACGAGGGCGUGGCCACGGCCAUCAUGAACAGCGACUGCCUGGUGUUCGACGCCGCCAUUGCCCACCUUUUCGCAGAGAACGGAAACUUGGGCAUCAACGUCACCAUAUCCACCUGCUGCGCGUAACGGCUGUGUCUGCACAUGGGAGUGAGGGCACAGGAAUCUAUUUUGUCACAGGUUUUGAUCCACAUCACUCUGAACUUGUUCGAAAAAUGUUUUCUAUUGCGAGUCAUCAAUGAAUGUUUGACCUCAGUCGGAAGACUCGACUAUGUUAUUAUUGUUACAGCAAUGAAAAAUAUUGCAUUUGUCAUAACUUUUUAAUGUGUAUAUUUAAAAUAAGCAAUUGCUUCUCUGCAGUAAGCAUAGUCUGUUUUUUAAUAAACCACUUUACUGGAUACAACCUCUUGCUUGUAUCUUAUAGCAAUGCUCAAUUUCUCUUUUUAUUAAAGAAAGCAAUUAAACACCUUUAUAAGGCACCCUUUACCUCACCUAUUUGCAUCUGCUGAGUAUUAAAUAUUAAUUUAAUAGCAAGCUCCUUAUGUUAUGACAUCAACUUUACAUUCCAAGAUAUUUUGCCUGCCACUAAGCACCUCUAUAGUCCCUCAAUGUCUAACAAACAUUUUCAGCUUUAAUAUGUAAAUACAUUUAAGCCAACUAGCAUCACCUGUUAAAUUGUGUCUUGUUACUGAGGGAAUAAUCAUUUGGUUAAAGCAUUAAAGUCAAUGAAAAACCUUC